Molecule: messenger RNA, 2492 nt
Organism: Dermacentor silvarum
Lineage: Eukaryota; Metazoa; Arthropoda; Arachnida; Ixodida; Ixodidae
Product: protein spitz-like
Exons: 7
Coding region: 547-1311 (254 amino acids)
Biological process (GO): epidermal growth factor receptor signaling pathway
Molecular function (GO): receptor ligand activity; epidermal growth factor receptor binding
Source: RefSeq, a predicted model, not a curated record
UCACCUUGCGAAUCCCGCUGUUCGUUCGCCGGCCGGACGCGGCUGCUGCUUUGCCGGCGAAGCGCAUCAGUCGGUCGCGAACCCCGGCGCCGUCGAGUUGUGUGUUUGCGUCGUCGGUUGCCUGCGGUCCCUUGCGUGCGUGAAUCCGCCUCGACGCGUAGCUCUCGUAAUCGGUUGCGCGGCCACUGUGGAUUUUUCGUAUUUUGUCCGCGCCCUGGGUCCUCCUGCCCGUCGGAAUCCCGUGCACAGUGGCGACGGCAUGUUGCCCGUGACUGCGGCGUUCGCUCGUCGCCGUCGGAGGCGCCCGGACGGUGUGCUCGUGCUGCUCUGCGUCGUGCCGCCGCUGUCUGCUGUCGGAUGCCGUGCGACCAUCUUCGAACAACGCCACUACUGCGGUCCGAUGGAUUUCCGAGCGCGUGCACCGAGGAACUCUACCGACGCCGUCACGUUGUGUUAACGGCGCACGGUAGUAGUAGCUAGCUUUUUUUAGGAGUGUUCCCAUUUGCGCCGGGCCCCGCAUAUCGGAGAAGGAGCUUGCGCCGCGCAAUGACGACGACAAUGGUGGAUGCGACGACUUUGCUGACGGUGCCGACUUGUCGGUGUCUGCGCGAAUCGACCACGACGUCGACGACGCUAGCGUCGACGACUACGACGGCCUCCACCGGUGACGGCGCCGCGACGUCGUCUUCGCGGCGUACCACCGUUUGCGCCUGCCGGUGUUGCUGCUGCGAAUCGCCGGACUGCUGUUGCUGUUCCAGCUUCAUGGUGCUCGAACCGACGCGGCAAAUCGGCGCUGGUUCCUCCUCCUCCUCCUCCUCUUCGUCUCCUUCGCCGGCGUCCAGCUGCGGAGCGGGCGGUCCCUGGUGGCCCAAGGGCCUGCUGCAGGUUGACUCUCGGAGGCUGGCCACCUGCCCACCCGGCUGGCUCCUGUUCAUCGUGCUCGCCGCUGCGCUCCUCCGGAUAGCAGAUGGUUGUUCAUCACGGUCGACGCCCAAGCCACGGCCUCCGCAGUCAACGGUGCGGCCUAACAUUACAUUCCAGACAUACACAUGCCCUGAGACGUAUGCCAAGUGGUACUGCCUCAAUGGAGCCACCUGCUUCUCCAUCAAGAUUGGAGAGUCCAUCCUCUACAAUUGCGAAUGUGCGGAUGGAUAUAUGGGGCAACGAUGCGAGUUCAAGGACCUCGACGGAACCUAUUUGCCCACAAGGCAGCGAGUGCUGAUCGAGACGGCAAGCAUCGCAGGUGGCGUCACGGUGGCAGUCAUACUUGUCUUUAUAGUCUGCGUCACGGUGUACUUGUACUAUCGGUAAGUGAGCAACAAGACAUACUUUGACGUUCCAGAUGAGCCGAAGCUCUUCUUCUGCGACAGGAAAGACAACCGCUCCACAGCCACAGCUCGUCCUUAGACAGAGUGACCUCGAGCAAGGCAGGGGAACACACAUGUGCGAAGAUGGCCAGCGUUCCAGCAGCUAGGAGUGCAGUGGCAUCCACUCUUCUAGUUGCAGGCUACUGCUGCCAGUGUCGUAGUGCAGCGCUCACCGCAUUCUGCCAGUCGUCCAUCCUGUUCCACAGAGGGUGUGAUGACAUAUGCUGGACCUUCUCCUGCCUAACGCCUGCCCUCACCCCUUCCUCAUCUUCGAGACAAGGACAUUGUUGCUCUGCUAUGUUUAUUUAAGCUUCAAAAGACGUCUGGACUGUGCUAGCUGCCCCAGCAGCGGAAAAGGGAAAGCGUGGUGUGUUGUUUGGCAGGGCUUUGUGUGUUUGUGUGUGUGGAACUGCAGGAACUUCCCUCGUGCUUUUUUUUUUUUUUUUGCGCACACGCCUGUUUUAAUUAAUCCCCAUUGUGUGACUGUCACUGCAGUGCAUUCAGCAGCCUCCUUGCCUUCCGCCUUCUCGCCCGCUACCCCACCUGCCUGGCUGCUUGCUACAUCCCGAUGACUGAUAUUGUUGUCGUAAAGUGCUUGUUGUAGGUUUCCAAAGACACUGCUGUUCAUUCUCGUUCCAUCAUGUAUACAUGGCAUUUUGACAACAUUCCCGGGGCUGCCACUGCUGUGGAGGAAAGCCAACUUCACUGGAUUUGACCGGGCGUGACAUACUUUGUUUUGCAUCUUUCAUUCUUUUUUCUGCUUUCCUUUCACCCCUUCUCCAUUCACUUGUUUUCUCUCAUGGGUUGUUAACUUAAACACCUUUUUGCCAUUCUCCCCUGAUGGACACAAGAAUGCCAUCGGUCCCCAUACCCCACCCCUUGUUUCUUCACCUUGUUUUGUUCUUUUGCUAAAACUUUGUUGUGUUCUUUGUUUGUCACUUCCUCAUGCUGCAUGGGUUUGGAAGCCUUGAAGACAGCAUCACUGUGAUGCCUGUCUUUUCCAGGACACUUGCUUCUGCCGCCAUUAUGUUGAUGAUAGUGUGGCAUCGUAGAUUCCACUUGGCAACUUUUUGGUGGCUGUUGUGUUGAUUGUGUGUGCAUGUGUGUGUAGAUAGUGUACAUAAU